Messenger RNA from Dermacentor andersoni, 8344 nucleotides. RefSeq lists its product as uncharacterized. The record is from RefSeq and is a predicted model, not a curated record. NCBI's taxonomy places the organism in Eukaryota, Metazoa, Arthropoda, Arachnida, Ixodida, Ixodidae.
GGAAGCAAUACAAUGUGCUCCCAACCAGGAAACCUCUAUAGUCGGGCGGCAAGUUAAAGUACGCUUUUGCAACAGUCUGUCCACGCAGGUGACAGCCGAUGCUGCAAACCCGGUACAGGUUUGGCCCGACUCAAGAGCCGGUGCGCGAAGGCCGAAGCGCCAUGGCACGGCCCGUCUGGAUUCUGUCCUGCAGGCACCUGCUGCUGGCCACCGUAGUGACGCUUUUCGCCGCGGCCGGUAUUGUGGGUGCCUGCCACGAUCUCGACUUCUUCCGAACCAGGCAAGAGUGUUCCCACACGUUUGAGAAUGAGUUCCGGAGGAGUUACGAUGAAUAUCACCACGACCAUGAUAAAAGUCGGGAGAUUGUGUGUUGUGCACUGAUGAGGGCAAACCAGUGCAUCAAGAGCCUGUAUCAGAGAAAACAGUGCCAGAAUGAUGGCAUUGAAAUCCUGGCCCACUUUGCUCGAAAGGCCAGCACAAAGGAUUGUGAAAACUUUGACUACCGGCCAUGUGGCUCGGGCACCUCCACCAUUGGUGCUUCAGCCUUGCUGCUGGCUGCCCUAGUGGCAUUUGUCGUGAAAGGGUCAUCAUGAUUUGCUUUUGCCUGCAAUCACUCUCACCAGGCACCAUUCCUGUUUGUAAUGUCAAGUGAUUUCAUUCAUCAAUCGCCCAGCAGAAUCACUGCUACAAAUUUAAGUUGUAAGUAAAGGAAUGAUAAGUGACAUGGCACCAAAACACAGCAGGAACAUGCGUACAGUGAAUGCACAAGAAAAGAUGUGUUGAAAACCAAGUCAGCUGUCUAUGAACCAUGUUCAUUAGCCUGAGGCAGCAAGAUGUGUGGAGUGAAAAUGUGAGACUAAAUAAACUUGUAACCCUAAAGUCUAACUUCUUGCCACAAUGUUAUCGAAAUUGUUCAUGUGAAUCAAAUGUUAAGAGCAAAACAGAUGCACAGCUUCUCCUAAGUCUUACCUAGCUAGAAUUUUGCAUUAGAGAUACAAGGAUGUCUGCGCAGUCAGGUUAUGUACAUCCUAGCAAUGAAAAUACAUGACUUGUUCUAUGCCACUAAGUCAUGCAUUCCUUCAUCAAAGGUAUUCAGUUGUAGCUGUGAGAAACAGCAAAGUAUUUGCCUACGUUUUACAUUGAAUUACUUAGAUUUACACUGCAAACAUGAAAUAAUAAGCAUUUUACCAGCUGCAUAAAGCAUGCAAAGCUUUCACACUAUGAAAACGUGUGAAAGUCAACAAGGCAUUAGAAUGAAUUGCUUUAAUACUGAACGGAUACUAUAAUUUCACCCUGUCACAAACUGUGCCUGACCACAACUCGAAAUUCUGAGGAAGCAGAUACUGUUAUGGAGAGUAAGGAAGAGAUGGAACACAGGAAUGUUGGAUGUGUUAGUAUGAGCAGUUUGUAGCUCAAAUGUGUCCAGAUUUCUGGUAGCAAGACCAACCCCCCUUUCUUACUGCAGUUUAAAUAAUCAGACUCAAUUCUAUUUAACCUGACCUUUCUGUGCCGAAACCGAUAUAAAUUAAAUAGGUUUCACCUCUCAGUAACCAUUAAUAGCUUCUCUAGUAAUACUCAAACAAGCACUCCUGUGUUUAUGAGUACCAUCAGCCAAUAAUGUUACAUUCACUUAUCUACUCUAGAUGAGUGUAAUGAAACUUUGAAGACAAAGCUUAUAGAAAUUAAAAUCUGUAAUGAAAGACUGCCAAAAAAAAAGAAAUGACUGCUACAGUUCAAAAGCACAAUUGUAAGGGGCAUUUUGGUAAUAUCACAGACAAAAAUACCUUGUUGAAACGAGAAGCAUAUUUACAAUGUUAUCCCAACAUAAGUACUGGUUAUGCAGUAAAGAAUAUGCGAUCAUCAGCAGCCUUACUAUGCCCAUUGCAGGACGGCGGUAUCUCCCAGAGAUCUCAAAAUAUAUCGGUUCUGUUUCAAGUGGAUUCCUGCCAUACUAAUGAAUUUCCUGAUCUUGUCACUCCAUCUAAUUCUUUUGCCACCCACAAUAAAGCCUUUAGCUGUGCAUUAAUGAACGUGCACAUCCCAUCGAAUGAGCUUCUCUUUAAAUAGUUUAAGAAGCUGCGUUCAGUCAAAAUGUGCCAAAAUGAAUAACAGACCUCGUAACACAUUAGCAGUAAUGCAGACUGCUACAAUAUCGUGCGAUAUUUGUAUUGUGUACACUAAUACACAAAAACAGUCGUGCAUGUGUCAUUCUCUAACAAAAUGUGCAUGAAAAAGCAAGCAGUAGCUCUGAUAUCUGAAUCCUACGCUCGUGUAAUAAAUGAAGAUAUCUCCCCCAUGCACUUUGUUUGCAAUCAGAAGCUACAGGAGAAAUAGUAUUCCUCCAAAAAGAAAAAGAAAUUGCAUAGCUAGCAUGGCCAGCAUUUCAUUGUAAUCCAAUUUCUUAUUUCCUGCCUUGCAUACAAGCUUUUGUAAUUGUGACUUGAUUCCAUCAAUCUUGCGCAAGGAUCGUUAUGCUAGUGACAUAACAGUCACACUUAAUAUUGUGUAAAAGCAUUGUUAUUAUCAUUAGGUGUGGGUUAGAACAUUUUGCUGAUGUACAUUUGGUACUAUAGAAACAUGUUUAAAAGAAAAGCAUUGUUCAUUGUAUAUUUAUGCACCCACAUAGGGAUAUCAUCAGGUUUAUAUUAACCACAUAUGACAUUUGUCUACAGUUUCACAAGUCUAGUUAUCACAAUCUGCCCAGAAACAUGAUAAAUAUGGAACAAGUGAUAAACUGCAAUGCUAAUCAUGGAGGUAAAUGCUCAGCACAGUACAGCAUCAAACAUGUAGCAUACUUUGAUAUAUCACCUGUUUAUUAAGUUUGCAAAAAAGUUGCAUUACUCAGAAAUAAACGUCUGAACAAAAUGGACACCACACAGAGAAGAACACAACAGAGUACUUGGUGUUCUCUAUGUGGUGCCCAUUUUGCACGCAACAUGUUCAUUUCUGGAGAUCACCAACUUGCCCAACGCCACAUCGGUUUCACAACUUGCCUUUUACAUAUAUCACUGUUCUGGUUUCUUAGGUGGAUUUCUGGAAGAGGUGAAAGUCAUCUGCAUUAGAAAUAGCGAUGUUCAGUUAGCUAAUUACAGCAACUUAAUUAACUAAGUAUACUGUUUAGGGGAGAUGUAAUUGCAAAAUUGAUGCCUGGCAGUAAUGAAGUCAUUUCAGCUUAGCAGAAAUCCUAAGAAUAGCACCAGUUUUGAGAUAUCCAUCACCAAAAUCUGCUAAAGAAAGUGCAUUGGUAUUCCAGUUAAGAUUGUCUUAAACCACUAGAGGGAGGAUUUGGGGGUAACUCUUGAAUGAAAUGCCACUGUAUGUUGUAUCAUAUUUUAAGGAUGGAUAUCUCGGAAAUGGUGCUAGUCCUAUUUCUGCUAAGCAGACAGUACUUCGCUGCUUGGUUUCAAUUUUUCAACUGCAACAUGUGCCUUAAAAUGAACAAUUACAGAAUUAAUGAGUGAAAUUUCUAAUUUAGCUACCUGGACAUUACAAUUUGCCAUGCAAGUAUGUCUGCUGCUUCACUUAAUCUACCCGAACAGAUGGAGUUCUGCUAUCUGCUCCAUGCAAUAUUUUAAGAAUGUGUUCGAACUAAGACAAAACUAAAACACUGUAUAUUUUGGCGUUUAUACUACAAACAUUGUCACUGCCCUCUCUUCAGCAUGGCGUCAACCUCAGCCUGGCACUCUGGAGCAGUUUAGUGCUUUGGUCUUUCACUGCUUCAACACGGGUAGGUUAAAGCAGUUAAGCUGGCCUGGUAGGCCAGCUCUCUUUCAGAGUGAAAUUGAUACAUUCAUAUAUAAACAUCCAAAUUUUGCAAAUUUCAUGCAGUAAGAAGACUUGCAGUGAGCAGCUUACCUAUACUGACUGGCUUUAUUAAAAUCAAAUGAUGAUCUAACAGAAUGAAAACUCAGCCUUUGAGCAGGCCAGUACUGAUCUAGACUUGAUUACAUGUGCUCACACAAGUGAACAGACAAAAACUGAGGCAUGCACCAUGGAGGAUUGCUUGCACCUUAUGCAGUGCCUCCCUCAUUUCAGACUGUAUACAAAGGCUGUGAAGAAAUGAGGUCUUCUCACAAAAUUUCCAUUCCGUAGGCUUGUGUAUAGGUGCACAUGUUACAUAUGGAGGCGCAGAGAAAUAGUGACGACCAAGUACAAGGAACAGUCAACGGUGCGACCAUAGCCUUCAAAGGUUCAACAUUGAAGUCUACAAUGGUUUCAGCAUGUAAUGAGAAGAGAGAAGUUAUCUUGGCAAGAAAGCAAUGACAACAGACUCUGGCGGCAAAAAGAAACAAGGAAGGUUUGAGAAGAGGUGAUAGGAUAAUAAGAAAUCAUAUAGAAUCUCAACAUUAUGAAGCUGGAGAAGGAGAGGGCAACUAAGAGGGCAAAGUAGAAGAAACUUUUCAGAAACAGCAACCCUAAAUAGAAAGAAGAACCAGCUGAAGGAUGACGGAUGUGUGCAAAAAUUAAGCAGUGAUGUCCAUGUGUUACCCUUACACAGCAGCUUACAGACUGACCUGCUGUGGCGGCUCAAUGGCAGUGUCAUUCAGCUGCUAAACACAUCGCAGGUUUGAUUCCUAGCUAUGAUGGCAGCAUUCUGAUAGGAAAAUGCAAAGACACUAGCAUACUUAAAUUUUAAUAAAUAAUCAAAAUUAUUCAGGAAUCCUCCACUAAAGUGGCUCAUACACGGGUCAUAACCCAUGUGUUACUUUGGGACUUUAAACCUCAUUAUUUGAUUAAGCUUACAUCUCGCUCCUUCGUAGCGUUUUUGUUGGAGCUUUCUGUUGCAAAAUCAUUUGCCUCCAAAGCAGUAAGAGCUGCUGGACUCAUAGGGUGACAUGUUAUCUUUGGUUUAGAAAAUUGAGUAUUCUCAACAAUCCAAUAAUAUUAGGAUGGCGUCAGUCCAGAAGGAUCUCAAUGGUGACCCCAAUAAGUCAACAACUGCUGAGAAGCAACUAUUGGGUGUCAAGCCUCUGGUUCAUGAAGACAUCCACUACAAAUUGUACAUCAUAAGAACAAGAAAGUUCAAGAACAAGAAACCAACAAAGGCUUGCAGGAUUGUCUUAUUCAAGGCACCUGCUAAAAAAAUGUUGAAUGUCUUGGAAGUAUGGCACCUUUUUCAGUCAAUUAGGAUGGUGUGCAAGAUCAACUAAUGAAGCAAAAAUAGCUUUGCUGAAGCACCCCAAAGGUUUCCUGCAUUGAGCACAAGAGGCUAUCUACAAUGAACAGUGUUUGACAUCACAUCAUGCGACCCAAUUUCUUCCCUCAAAGCCAUGGAUUUGCUGGUACUCUACGUUGAGGUGAUGCACAAGGUGGCAAAGACUAGGAUAGAAAGUGUUGCUAAGGGGCCGCUACAGGUUUUCUUGUAGCUGCCCCUUCUUGCAUACACAUGCUCCAUAACAAAAUACAGUAAGUUUCCAAUAAUUCGACUCCAGUUAAUGAAACUUUUCGAUUAAUUUGAUCCCAACCGAAGAUCUCGACCGGCGUCCACGAAUUUCUAUGGGCCUAAACAGUCGUUAUUCUGAUCUUAAAAUUGGCCUUCGCCAAAUAACUCAAAUUCGACCAGUCAGCAUGCACGCACAUGAACUCUAUGGUGACCCCCUUUACUAGCAGCGUCUGUCUCAGCAGAUCUUAUGGGACAGUGAAUGCAUUGAACACAUGUCAUCUGCCACUGAGAAAGCCUAUAUUUGGCCUGCCCUAGGGAGAUUUUCGAGUAAAAAUGGUAGUUCACAGUGCCUGAUUACGGUAUUUAUCAGAUUCUAACAUGUGCCUUUUCUCCCCCCCCCCCCCCCCCAAGAGAAUUGAACUGUCAACCACGUUCGCAUGUUUUGCUGCAUAAUGCAGCUUUAUUACAGUGAAACUGACUUUAGAAAACCGGCUGCCACUGUGCAAUACAUAUUAGAUCAGUGCUCAUUUUUCUUGCCAAAAAUCGGAUGUGUGUUAGAUUUCUACUUCGUUUAGAAGCUUUAAUAUUAACUCUAUGUUAGUUUUCUGCUUCAGACACAUAGAAAGCAAGCGCAUGUUGAUUCGGGGCUUGUUAGAAUCGGGCAAGUACUACAAAAUGAAUCAGCAGUGAGUUUUGACGUUUUAAUUCGACCUGCAGAUAAUUUCGUCAGUUCCGUCAGGGUUGAAUUAACGGUAGUCGACUGUAGUGGUUUGAUGAAAAGUUUCACGUAUCAUGCCUAACACGCUGCCACUGUGGGUGUGAUGGCAAACAUAAAUCCCAACCACAUCAGCUAAUACUGUAGAUGCUUUUGUACUGGUAUAUGGGGCUGCGCUUGAUAUUAUUGGUGAAUUUGACAAAUAAGCUUCAACCUAAUACAUAUGGAGAUCUAUGUUUAAGGUUUGGCACAAAUAAACUGGUUUUAAAAGGAAAAAAAAACCUUCACCAAGACCUUUGCUUAUGUUUAGGGUCAUUUGUUUUUGAGUAAAACUCAGUAACUCCCAAUUUUUGCACCCGAACAAAAUUUAAGACAAUUUAUGACAAUUUACUGUCGAAUUUUGCCCUUCUGUAAAUGACAAUAAUAAAUGGAGGUGUUUCAAAACUAAUGAAUGCUGGCCACCUUUUGUGAGCACGUGGUCAGAAUAUAUAUUAUCAUUAUUAUAUUAAUAUGGUAUAUGCCUCGGUCUCGCUCAACACAAAAGUGAAAACUGGCAUAUAUAAAGGUACAAUAUAUCCAGCACGUGCCGGCCUUCAGUGAACAAAAGCUUGUAGCUUUUUCACUUUAACAGCUGUGUUUAAAUGAAUAAAAAAAUGGUGCAUUACAUCUCAUUUUCCACAUGUCACAUAAUGUAAACAAUGGUAAUGCGCUAGGAAGCAAAGCAACACAGUGCUGAUGUUGCUGUGCAUUGCGAACGGUAGCUGUGACAUUGAGACAAUAUUUACCUUACUUUAUGUUCAAAGAAGUUGGACUUAUUGAUCUAGUUGGUAUUCCAUUAAUUUUGUUACAAGACAGUGUAUUCCGACCCAGUAAGACAGGAUGAUGAGAGAAAGGCAAAAAGCCCAACAAGUCCCCCCCCCCCCGUAGUAUGGACACAGAAACACUCCCAAAGCAUCAUAUAUCCAUGUCAACAAGCGCUUGCAAUAAUAUAAGGAGCGCCUGAUUUUUAUCGCCCCCCCCUCCCCCCCACCCAAUUUCAAGAAAUAUAAAACUCGAAAAUGAGGGACCCUAAUUAUGUUCCUUCACAAGUGCUUGCCACAUCCAGGACAGAUGAAUGUGGCAGGCACAUCCAUUCAGGAUUGCCUUAUUCAGGUGUCAAAAAAAGAACUGGAGUGUCUCAGAAGUAUGGCACCUUUUUCAUUCAGUUAGAAUUGUGUUAACGGAAUGCUGAUGGAAAAGCUCACAAUGUCCAUAUCAUGUGUUUCCCUUAAGUUCAUAAACAUCUCAUGCCAGGCAAGGAAUAACUCUUGCGAUACCAAGCUCACAGAGGCAGGACACUACGAAAGCACAAAAUAUCCAUGAAUGUUUCAACCAAUAGUCAAUGCUAUGUGUUACAUAUAUAGCUCAUGGAGGCAGAACAACUAGCAGCAAAACAAAAUUAAAUUUGCAGAACUAGAAUGACAGCAAGAGGGAAGGCAAAAGGCAAGAUGUAGACUUUUAAUUGUUUCACUUACAUGGGUGCAAACUGUUCUCAGUAUAUUUGACUAGAUGAGGCAACAUUGCAAGAGAGUGAAUUAUAUAUAGCAGCAAGCUACUGUCCAAAUACUUGCACAGAAGCAAACUGGAGUUGAAAACACAGAAAGCUUCCUUUCUCAUCUCACAAGAAAAGCAAUCACACAUUCUGAAAAAAAAAAAAAAAUGCCGAUGCUUUGUUUACAGCCUUGUAAUGGCAAUGGGUCCUUUGUACCUUAUAAGCAUGCAUGAUGUUCCAAUGGGCAAUGAGCAUGAGCAGGUGUUAUAUAUCAGCUAACAGAUAGCAUUCUUAUUUCUUCACAAUUCAUCAUACAACAUAUGCCCUAGCUAAUUUUUUUCUCUGCAUAUUUGUCAACCAUAUUGUGUGCUCAUUUUUCAUUUACACUUAUUAUGAUAAAAAAUGAACAGAAGGUGCCUAAUGAUGUUUAGUGGAUAAUUAUUGGAAAUACUUGUCUAUGAGCAUCCAAAAACAAAGGAAGCUAAGUUAUUGAAACCGACACUAGUCUGAAAUAACAGUUCAUUUUAAAUGAUUAUGGCUGCCGUGUUGGAAGUCACAGUAAAAAGCAGCACCUUAAUUUACUCUGCCCAGCCAUAGCAUUGUUGCAAAAAAUUUGAGCCUCCUGAUAGCUUCACGAACGGUUCUAGGAAUUUUUUAACGGCAUCAGAGAAGUAAGGCUAACCAAGUUUAUGAAGGGCACAUUCCACCAGUCCAC